This is a messenger RNA of Canariomyces notabilis, 894 nucleotides long. Its product is annotated as putative transcription factor. The record is from RefSeq and is a predicted model, not a curated record. The transcript has 2 exons. Gene Ontology annotation, molecular function: GTPase activity. NCBI's taxonomy places the organism in Eukaryota, Fungi, Ascomycota, Sordariomycetes, Sordariales, Chaetomiaceae. Bases 1 to 894 code for a protein of 297 amino acids.
AUGAGCAAAUACGGGGUCAUGGUGAUGGGUCCCGCGGGGGCGGGCAAGUCCACCUUUUGCGCAAAUCUCAUUACCCAUCUCCAGCUGAACCGACGUUCCGCGUUCUACGUGAAUCUCGACCCGGCCGCCGAGCACUUCGAGCACCAGCCCGACCUGGAUAUCAAGGACCUGAUAUCGCUCGAGGAUGUAAUGGACGAAUUGAAACUCGGACCCAACGGGGGUUUGAUCUACUGCUUCGAAUUCCUCAUGGAAAACCUCGACUUCCUCUCGGAGGCACUCGACUCGCUGACCGAGGAAUACCUCAUCAUCUUCGACAUGCCUGGCCAGAUCGAGCUCUACACACAUAUUCCCAUCCUGCCGACACUAGUAAAGUUCCUCACACAACCUGGCGCACUUGAUAUCAGGUUAUGCGCGGCAUAUCUGCUCGAGGCAACAUUCGUGAUAGACCGAGCAAAGUACUUUGCCGGUACGCUCAGCGCGAUGAGUGCUAUGAUCAUGCUGGAGGUGCCCCACCUUAAUAUUCUGAGCAAGAUGGAUCUGGUCAAGGACCAGAUCCGUAAGAAAGAUCUUAAGCGCUUCAUCACACCAGAUACGACGUUGCUUGACGACGAUCCGGGAGCCGCGGCGCGUAAGAAGGCCGGCGUCACCAUUGACGUGCAUAACGCCGACCCAAAGGACAAGGAUGCGCUUAUGUCUGGGACAUCGUUUCAGCGCCUCAAUACAGCUGUUGCAAACCUGAUUGAGAGCUUUAGCAUGGUCAGUUACCUCAAGCUUGAUAGCUUCAACGAGGAUAGCAUCGGGGCGAUCCUCAGCUAUAUCGAUGACUGCAUCCAGUACCACGAAGCGCAGGAGCCGAGGGAACCGCCGGAGGAGGAGUUGGAGCCUGAGGAAUAA